This is a messenger RNA of Lindgomyces ingoldianus, 930 nucleotides long. RefSeq names its product proteasome subunit beta type-3. The transcript is spliced from 4 exons. Gene Ontology annotation, biological process: proteasome-mediated ubiquitin-dependent protein catabolic process. Gene Ontology annotation, cellular component: proteasome core complex; proteasome core complex, beta-subunit complex. The coding region runs from base 127 to 744 and encodes 205 amino acids. Lineage: Eukaryota; Fungi; Ascomycota; Dothideomycetes; Pleosporales; Lindgomycetaceae. The record is from RefSeq and is a predicted model, not a curated record.
CCAAACAUCAACCACACUCGCCAUCUCCGACGCCUUUACCCUUCCCUCCUUCGAUACUGUGCCUCCUUCUCCUCGAAUGUGGUCCUGCUAAGCUGGUCAAAACUCGAACUACCCACACCCACAGCCAUGUCUUCCCCGUUCUCAAUAAACGGCGGCGCCUGCGUAGCCAUGGUUGGCAAAGACUGUGUCGCCAUAGCCUGCGAUCUCCGUCUCGGCAUGCAAGCCCUCACCGUCUCGAACAACUUCCCCAAAAUCUUCUCCUACGGCGACGUCUACCUUGGCCUCACCGGGCUCGCCACCGACUUGUCCACCGUCUCUGACCUCUUCCGCUACAAAGUUAACAUGUACCGGCUGCGCGAAGAGCGCAACAUCUCGCCGCAGACCAUGGCCAACCUCGUUAGCUCGACGCUGUAUGAGCGGAGAUUUGGACCGUACUUUGUGUCACCGGUGAUUGCGGGAUUGAACCAGACGACGGGGAAGCCGUUUAUAUGUGGAUUUGAUAGUAUUGGGUGCAUUGAUUUCGCCAAGGACUUCAUUGUUAGCGGGACCGCGAGUGAUCAGUUGUUCGGAACUUGUGAGGGGCUGUGGGAGCCAGACCUGGGCCCAGAAGACCUCUUUGAGACAAUAUCACAAGCGCUGCUCAACGCCGUAGAUCGGGAUGCGCUGUCAGGCUGGGGUGCACACGUCUACAUUAUCGAGAAGGACAAGGUGACGAAGCGGUUACUGAAGGGAAGGCAGGAUUGAGGUGGUUGUCCUCACGCAGUGUCGCUGAAGAUAGAUUUUGGAGUCAUCGGGCAAAGUAUGGCACUGCGAAUGACGCUCUGCUUAGUCGUCUUUGCCUUCGCAGAGGGUUUGCGACUGGCAUAUGUAGCACUUAGACAAACGCCUGCCUUGGGAUAGCCAUGGCCUAAUACAGACCGACACUGUCCC